UGAUUUAAAAGAAAGAUAGAAAAGGAAGACAGAUACUAAAGGCGUCGGAGAAGUAAAAAUGGGUGGUUGUUGUUCUUCAUCAAAAGGAGCUGACACAGAUAGAACGCCUGCUUACCAUUAUCUGAGGCAACAACUCGAACUUCCUACCGCAAGAUGAAGGAACAAGAUAUGGUAGCCUCCACCUUCCGCACUCGCAUCUGUGAAGGAUCUGGGGUCUUUUUUUUUCUAUCUCAUCCUACUUAGUGCCUUUGACUGUGGAAAUCUGGGGGAAAUAUCACUGGAUGGCUGAUGCUGAAGCCUAAAGGAAUAGCAUGAGACUGAAGGAAUUCAUUGUAUUACGUACAACAUCAUGGCUGAGGAUAUGAUUUUUGUAUACAGAUGGGACCGCUUAUUUUUCUGCAUAAUCCAUAUUCUUCGAAAUAAUUGGAUCCUCCAAUGGGUUAAUCUAAGAGUUGAUCAAGGACAACAUUGAAAUGCGUAUGGUGGUAUAUGAGUGUCCACAAACACUGGAGGAAAGAGGACCUGUGUCAGUCACCAAUGUCACAUCUUCUGCAGUCCCUUCUGGACCACUUUUUGAAAGGAAUCUGGAUUCUUCAGUUCCUGAUGCUUACAGAGCACCUCCUAUGCCAGUGCCUUAUGACGGAUGUUUGGAAUGUUCUCAUGCGUUGCCCGGAAAAUUUGCAGACCUUAUGAAGUCUGGUCACAUGCAACCAGCAGACUCUGCAUCGAUAGGAGAAGCAGUUGUCAUGGAUGGGAAUCUGAAAGAUUCUGAGUACAAGAUAAAGGUAGUUGGCGAGGAAGACAACCUUAAGGCAAAGGAAGAUGAACCUUCAAAGUUGAGCAAAUCUGAUGGCUUGGCUACAGAGGAAGAGGAUGUUUGUCCCACUUGUCUUGAAGAGUAUGAUUCAGAGAACCCACGGAUUAUCACGAAGUGUGGUCAUCAUUUUCACUUGUCAUGUAUUCUUGAAUGGAUGGAGAGAAGCGACACCUGUGCAAUAUGUGACAAGAUCAUGAUGUUUGAUGUUUGACAUUGGUAGCGAAUAGUAGUAUUAUGAGCUUAAAAGAAUCAUCAUCUUGUUUCUCCUUCUGUGAAUCAAGCCAGCCUAUUUCAAGGCACAAUGGUACCUGGUGUCUUUGUGGCAAUUCCUCAAGCCAAUCUCAUGUAUAAAAUUCUUUUAAAAGGUCUACGUAUAGGCCAGGGGGUACAAGAGUCAGAGAUUAAAUGUGACGGUUCUUUCAUUAUCUUUUCAUUUUUUUGUAGGUAAUGGGGGGCAACAUAUGUCAACCUUAAUUCUUGCAAGCCUGGUUUCAUCUUGCAUCUGUACAGUUUCAUUUAUUAUUUGUUCAUGUACAUAAUAAAGAGUGCUUUUCGUUGAUUA
Asparagus officinalis (garden asparagus) is the source of this 1379-nucleotide messenger RNA. RefSeq names its product probable E3 ubiquitin-protein ligase RHB1A. NCBI's taxonomy places the organism in Eukaryota, Viridiplantae, Streptophyta, Magnoliopsida, Asparagales, Asparagaceae. Gene Ontology annotation, molecular function: ubiquitin-protein transferase activity. The record is from RefSeq and is a predicted model, not a curated record. Bases 474 to 1028 code for a protein of 184 amino acids. The transcript has 6 exons.